AUGAGCCGUUUAUCAAGCCAUUCUAGUGAUGAUAAGUAUAUCAAAUCACAAUCAAACAGGUUUCAUAAUUCAAGCAGAAGAUCUCAGAUUAAGGCAGAAAUGGUCAAUGGAGAAAUACUGAUAGACCCUCUUGAAGCAGAGCGCUUCAAGAUCCUCCAGACCAAAAAGUCAAAGGAUAAAGGAUUUGUACAAGAAUUUGAAAGGAUUUAUGGCUUCAACAGAGAGCCUGAACAACUUGAAUCUCAUAAGAAAUUAUUCAAGAAAUCUCCCAAAAAGGCCAACAUUCAUAGAAAAGACAGUGAUAAGUCUGAUAGUGUUGAGGCUGAGUUUGCUAAAGAAUAUUGGCCAACUAAUCAAACAAUUGAUGUCAAAGAGAAAGCUUUCUCUAAGCUAGAGUUCAUGAAUUAUUCAAAGCAGCAGUCUCAAAUGAGACUUAAAGAGAAAGAAGUUGAGCAAAUCAGAUUCAAACUCAGAAGAAAGAUCAAAGGACAGUUCUUAAGAAGACUCCAGAAAAUAGAAGAGCAGUUUCAUAAUGAAAUAGAGUGCUUAAAAUAGCCAAAAUCUUAUUAAAGAAAACCAAAUCAUAUGCAAUAAGGAAACUAUAUUGAAGUUAGAGAAUGAGGUAGCAGAAAAAGAAAUACUAGUGACUCAGCUUAAAACCUUCUGUAAUGAGAUAGUGCAAUAUUUCACAAGAAAGCAGAAGAAGAAUGAUAUGCCUGGAUUUCUUGAGCCUAAGAAGCAGAAUGAGGAGGAUACAUUGUCCAUCUCUAAAGGAUUUCAGCUCCAUAACAUGCUAGUUCAUUUACAGGAAACAUCUUCCCAUCUACGUCCGAUCCCUUUAGCAAAGAAGUUCCUGGAGAUAGUCUACUCUUCAAUGAAGGAAGAUAUGAAGUCAUUCAAGACUCUUGGCCUCAUGCAGGAUAAGGAGAUCCAGCAGUUAAGAAUAAAUGUUGAAGUGGAACAAGAAUUCUCAGCAAAGCUUAAAAUUCAGAAGGAAUUAGAGAUCCAACAGAUGAAAGUGGAUUUUGAAGAGAAAAUUAAGGAUCUCAAGGAAGACUAUGAGGCCAAAAUCAAAAGGCUAGAGGGAUACCAAAGCUUGCUGAAGAAAGAAGUUAGAGUUAAGGAUCAAGUAAUCAAGAAUUAUACAAUUAAUUUAUCAAAAAGUCUCAAUGAGCUCCGAGCAUGCAAAGUUGUACUUAAUACUCCAGUGAUUUAUAUGAACUUAAGGAAGAAUUGCAAACCUGGGCAAGAUCUUGAUUUUGAAAAAGUUAUAAAAGCAGCUGAAGGAGCCAAAGAUACCCAACAUCUUUUCAGUACUAUGGACAUUCUCAACUCUUACGAAACUUCAAAACAGAGCCUCAGAAUCAAAACUGCUAAAAGUAUAGCUACUCGUAAAAGAAUCAGGAUUUCUUCCCAUGUCAAAAUGAGGCACUCUAUAAACCUUAACAGCACGCAGACCCACUUGAAGGGUAGGCUGGACUCUCUGAAUUUAAGCGAUUUCUAA
Moneuplotes crassus is the source of this 1504-nucleotide messenger RNA. Lineage: Eukaryota; Ciliophora; Spirotrichea; Euplotida; Euplotidae. The record is from the annotation of a GenBank genome assembly.